Aspergillus fumigatus Af293 is the source of this 414-nucleotide messenger RNA. Its product is annotated as tubulin-binding prefolding complex subunit GIM3. Gene Ontology annotation, cellular component: prefoldin complex; cytoplasm. NCBI's taxonomy places the organism in Eukaryota, Fungi, Ascomycota, Eurotiomycetes, Eurotiales, Aspergillaceae. Gene Ontology annotation, biological process: protein folding. The record is from RefSeq and is a predicted model, not a curated record.
AUGAUGAGUCACCGCAUGCUCAGCAAAGAAGACGAAGCCACAGUGGGCGGCGAAGAAAACGAAGUCCGGCGCGAAGACCAAGAGAAGAUCAAUCGGUUCAGCCGUCUUCAUCAGCGCGCGUCUGUGCUCGAGGAGCAACUCAAGGCGAAGCAGAAAGACAAGGAGGAUCUAGAGGAGAUCUCGACUGAGCUCGAGUUGGCGGAUGAGGAUGAAUUAGUCCCGUACAAGAUUGGCGACGCCUUCUUCCAGCUGCCUCUGGCAGACGCGCAGUCUCUUCUGGCGUCGUCGACCGAGCAGAUUGAUUUGGAGGUGUCCAGGCUGGAGGAGACUUUGGGAGAUGUACGUGAGGAGCUGCAGCAGCUCAAGGUUACUCUGUACGCGCGGUUUGGACGCAGUAUCAAUUUGGAGACGUAG